Molecule: messenger RNA, 159 nt
Organism: Fusarium sp. VM40
Lineage: Eukaryota; Fungi; Ascomycota; Sordariomycetes; Hypocreales; Nectriaceae
Source: the annotation of a GenBank genome assembly
AUGAACGGCACACAAUCUCCCGAUCCUCAGAAGGCCUCAAACACCAACACCAACGGAUCCAACAGCAACAAUAGCAGUCUCGCGGCCAAGAAGCGCAAGAAGGACCUCAAGCCUAUCAUCACUAUGGAAGGUGCCAAAGAGCCAGCUGGGUAUGUAUAA